UCGGUCGAUCGGGGAUCGAUUAUUCGUGUCAGCGCUGUUUUCUGUGAUCCUCUCAUACUGCCUUCACCAUCCCACAAUCCUUUGCGACCACUAAUACUGUCCAGUCAUUGCGGAGAACAACAGAGAGCAUGAAGGAGACAGCGGCCAAGCGGCGGGAAAAAGCGGGGAGAGCGGAGAAGAAGGAGCCGAAGGAGCCGCAGGACGUUGAGAUGCCGGAGGAAGAGGCGGCUAACGCGGCUAAGCAGCCCCGAGAGCUGGACAGCCUGACCCUGGACGACAUUAAGGAGCAUGUGAAGCAGAUAGAGAAGGCGGUGUCGGGGAAGGAGCCUCGGUUCGUGCUGCGAGCUCUGCGAGCGUUGCCGUCCACCAGCCGCCGCCUCAACACCAACGUGCUGCACAAAGCCGUCACCGGCUUCUUCACCAACAACACCAACACCAGAGACUUCCUGCUGGGCUUCCUGGAGGAGCCGAUGGAGAUGGCGGACGGAGACGUGCAGUUCCGUCCUCGGACGGGAAAAGCAGCGACGGCUCCGCUGCUGCCGGAGGUGGAAGCUUAUCUGCAGCUGCUGCUGGUGGUUCACCUGACGAACAACAAGAGAUACACAGAGGCUCAGAAGGUGUCUGACGACCUGCUGCAGAAGAUCGGCUCCAAGAACCGCAGAGCUCUGGACCUGGUGGCUGCCAAGUGUUACUACUAUCACGCACGAGUGUACGAGUUCCUGAAGCAGUUCGACACCAUCCGCAGCUUCCUGCACACUCGCCUGCGUACGGCGACGCUGCGUCACGACGCCGACGGUCAGGCGGUUCUCCUGAACCUGCUGCUGAGGAAUUACCUGCACUUCAACCUGUACGACCAGGCUGAGAAACUGGUGUCCAAGUCCGUGUUCCCAGAGCUCGCCAACAACAACGAGUGGGCCCGAUACCUGUACUACACAGGUCGUAUUAAGGCGAUCCAGUUGGAGUAUUCUGAGGCUCGCAGGACUCUGACCAACGCUCUGAGGAAAGCUCCACAACACACUGCUGUGGGCUUCAAACAGACGGUCCACAAGCUGCUGAUCGUGGUGGAGCUGUUACUGGGAGAGAUUCCUGACAGACUCCAGUUCAGACAGCCGUCACUCAAAAGAUCCCUGAUGCCGUAUUUUCUGCUCACACAGGCGGUGAGAACAGGUAACCUGGCUAAGUUUAACCAGGUGUUGGAGCAGUUUGGGGAGAAGUUUCAGACCGACGGGACGUACACACUCAUCAUCCGCCUGAGACACAACGUCAUCAAGACCGGUGUGCGGAUGAUCAGCCUGUCGUACUCUCGUAUCUCUCUGGCCGACAUCGCUCAGAAGCUGCAGCUCGACAGUCCAGAGGACGCAGAGUUCAUCGUUGCCAAGGCGAUCCGUGACGGCGUGAUCGAGGCCAGCAUCAACCAUGAGAAAGGCUUCGUCCAAUCAAAAGAGACCAUGGACAUCUACGGGACCAGAGAGCCUCAGCUGGCGUUUCACCAGAGGAUCUCCUUCUGCCUCGACAUCCACAACAUGUCUGUGAAGGCCAUGAGGUUUCCUCCAAAAGCUUACAACAAAGACCUGGAGUCAGCAGAGGAGCGUCGGGAGCGUGAGCAGCAGGAUCUGGAGUUCGCCAAAGAAAUGGCCGAAGAUGACGACGACAGUUUCCCAUGAUCCUCUCUGCUGACUUCCUUAGCAGACAGGAAGUAGUGUUAUGUGUGUGUGUGUGUGUGUGUCCGCACGCUGUUAGUAGAUCAAUUAUUACCCACAAUCCCCCUCUCCUCCUCCUCCUCCUCCUCCUCUUCUCAUCUCUCUGACGUGUAUUCCUCAUGUGACCUCUGACCUUUACUCUGCUGCAGCUCCUGUUUGUUGUUUCACUGAAACAAAUAAAAACACUCAGUUUGUUUACACUGUUUGUGUUUCUGUGGGUUUCUGGGUAAUGUAGUCUCCUCUGCCUCACACCAGCAGCCACUGAACUACACUCGGUUAUAAAAUACAGACGCACGAGUAUCAAACACAGUGACGUCACUUUAAAACGCAAGUAAACAUGGACUAUUGUUACCACGGUAACAGUUUGUUAACAAAAAGACUGAAGAACGUGAAGGUUUAGAGUCUGUUAAUAAUAAUAAUAAUAAUAAUAAUAAUCAGUCUGCAGUGGUUUAAUGGAACAUGAUGAGUGUCGUCACCUCGCUGGAUUAAUUAUAAAAGAAACUGAAAUAAAAUCUAAAUAAAAGUUUAUAAAAACAGAAUAAUGAGAAAUGAAUCUGUUGAUAAAUAAAGACGUUAACUGUUGGAGGCCUGCUGGAGAAACGGACAUAAAUCCGUUUCCAUCACUGCAGGAAACUGAAGAAAAACAAUUUAUUGAGCUUUGAGGAUUUCAGAUUUUAUUCUAACUUGUUUUGGCUCGUCUGUCAUGUGACUCUGCGUUUUAACAUGCAGCUGCUUCAGUACAUUUAAAACCAAACGUUAAUGAAAGUCGGCUCUGUAACCGCUGACUCUGCCUUUCAUCUGGUCUUAUGAACACAGAUAUGCUUGAUUUUAAUUGGACGGUCAUUCAUCAGUCAUUCUAGUUGAUAUAGUGACUGUGAUGCUGCUAUUGUGUGUAACUCUGUAAUAUCUAUUCUGUAUUAUUCUUUUAUCCUUUUGUAUGAUGUUUAAUGACCAGUACUGAGCUGUUAUAUGUUUUAAUUGUGACGAGGCUGCAGAUAAACUCGCUAUAAGCUAACUGCUGCUUUUUAAACUGUAAACGCUCCUUUCAAAAUAAAAUAAAGACAAAAAAAACUUCAAA
This is a messenger RNA of Thunnus maccoyii (southern bluefin tuna), 2778 nucleotides long. RefSeq names its product proteasome 26S subunit, non-ATPase 3 (gene psmd3). Lineage: Eukaryota; Metazoa; Chordata; Actinopteri; Scombriformes; Scombridae. Gene Ontology annotation, molecular function: enzyme regulator activity; protein binding. The transcript has 13 exons. Gene Ontology annotation, biological process: regulation of protein catabolic process; ubiquitin-dependent protein catabolic process. Gene Ontology annotation, cellular component: proteasome regulatory particle, lid subcomplex; proteasome complex. The record is from RefSeq and is a predicted model, not a curated record. The coding region runs from base 129 to 1664 and encodes 511 amino acids.